AUGGCCACCAUGAAGCCAAGCAAGAAGCCCGAGGGCGAAGAACUAAGCCCAAGAGCUAUGGCAGACUACAACAGCGAAAUCGAUGCUAUCAGAGAGAAAGAAUUUCCAAUGCUUCAAGGAGCGACCUACCUCGACCACGCAGGCACAACUCUAUACCCCAAAUCUCUUAUAGAUGAAUUCUCUGAAGACAUGGUGUCAAGCCUACUUGGAAACCCCCACUCUGAAUCAUCAUCGUCUCAGCUAUCAACUCGUCGUACAGAAGACGUACGCCUACAGGUGCUACGGUUCUUCAACGCAAACCCAGACGAUUACGACCUCGUCUUUGUUGCAAAUGCUACAGCGGGGAUCAAGUUGGUAAUGGAGAGUUUUCGAGAACAAGAGCAUGGCUUCUGGUAUGGGUAUCAUAAGGAUGCUCAUACGAGCUUGGUUGGGGUUCGAGAGGCAGCGAAAGGUACACACCGCUGCUUCGAGUCUGAUAACGAGGUUGAGGAAUGGCUCGAUGAGGGUACCAAUGCACUGCCCGGAGAGAACAGCCUGGGCCUAUUUGCAUACCCUGCUCAGUCAAAUAUGAACGGAAGACGUUUGCCUCUAUCCUGGACGAGCCGGCUCCGAUCAUCCAAGCGUGGAACGUAUGUGUACAGCCUUCUCGACGCCGCUGCUAUGGUCUCUACGUCUCCUCUUGACCUCAGUAAUGCUUCUACGGCGCCUGACUUUACGGUUCUGAGCUUCUACAAGAUCUUCGGCUUUCCAGAUCUGGGAGCGCUGAUCGUGCGCAACGAAUCUGCCUCAGUGCUGCAACAACGAAGCUACUUCGGCGGUGGUACGGUGGAAAUGGUAUUAUGCGGGAAAGAGAAUUGGCAUAUACAGAAGCAUGGCUAUCUGCAUGAGCAACUGGAGGAUGGUACUCUGCCAGUACACAGCAUUAUUGCUCUAGACAGCGCUUUGAACGUUUAUGAACGGCUAUUCGGCUCUCCAGAGCGUGUUGCGUUGCACGCUGGAUUACUGGCCGAGCAACUGUGCAACGAACUCGAUGCUCUACGCCACCACAACGGCUCCAAGGUCUGCCAGAUAUACCGAGACUCUUCAUCGUCCUACAGAGACAGCAGAACUCAAGGGCCUAUCAUAGCUUUCAACCUUCGUAACAAGCAAAGCGAAUGGAUAAGCAACACGGAGGUAGAGAAGCUUGCAAAUAUUCGCAAUAUUCAGCUAAGAAGCGGAGGUCUCUGUAAUCCUGGAGGAAUCGCUUCUGCCCUAGAUCUGGCACCUUGGGAGAUGAAGCGCAACUUCUCUGCCGGCCAUCGCUGCGGAAAUGAGACCGAUGCCAUCGGUGGAAAGCCGACGGGGGUGCUCAGAGUUAGUCUUGGUGCUAUGAGCAACAUGCAGGACGUGAAGACUUUCAUCGGAUUCGUCGAAGAGUUCUUUGUCGAUCAUACAGAAGUGCCACGGCGAACCGAGGCGACUCCAAUUCGCGGCCGUGAGUUAUACGUUGAAACUCUUACCAUCUAUCCCAUCAAGAGUUGCGGAGGCUGGGCAAUACCACCGGGCGUUCUGUGGGACGUCAGGGCAGAAGGGUUGGCUUGGGACAGGGAAUGGUGUUUGGUCCAUCCAGGCACUCGAACAGCGUUGAGCCAGAAGAAGUUCCCUAAGAUGGCAUUACUCAGACCAAGUCUCGAUCUAGAGAAGGGACUCCUACGUGUGCGCAUUCGUGGACCAGUAGCUUCCGCUACGCCUAACGAGAUUUCAGUGCCUCUCUCUGACGAUCCUGGCGUUUUUCAAACUUGUGAUGAUAGACAUUCAAUGCCUACUUCGCAAGUCUGCGGCGAGAACGUCCUCGCAUACACCUAUGCGUCGAAACAGAUCGCCGACUUCUUCACCACUCUGAUCGGAGCACCUUGUACUCUAGCAAGAUUUCCAGCUGCCGUGGCAGGCCUCUCGACAAGACACUCGAAAGCGCACCUGAACGCUCCAAGCAAAGACAGAUCUUCCUCUCAGCCGCCCAAAAUCACACAGAGACCGAUCUUACUGUCGAACGAGAGCCCUAUUCUCACCAUAUCCCACUCCAGCCUCAAUCGGCUCAACGAACAAAUCAAAAUCAAAGACGGCAAAGCUGCUCAUGCCUCGGUCUUCCGUGCUAACAUCAUCGUUGCUGAAGAUCCUGCCUCUAGCCCUGGCUCUGAGAAACCGUACGUCGAGGAUAAUUGGCGCUCCCUACGCAUUGGUUACGAUGUCACCCUUGACGUGUUGGGAGGCUGUCGCAGAUGCCAGAUGGUAUGCGUAGAUCAGCAUAGUGCGGAGAAGAAUGAAGAACCGUUUGUUACGCUGGCCAAGACGAGGAGAAAGGAUGGAAAGGUUUUCUUUGGGGUGCAUACUGCGCUGACUGUAACACAGAGAGGACAGGUGGCUAGGAUCAGGCUCGGCGACAGGGUUUGGCCGACGGGAUGA
Molecule: messenger RNA, 2442 nt
Organism: Letharia columbiana
Lineage: Eukaryota; Fungi; Ascomycota; Lecanoromycetes; Lecanorales; Parmeliaceae
Exons: 2
Coding region: 1-2442 (813 amino acids)
Biological process (GO): Mo-molybdopterin cofactor biosynthetic process
Molecular function (GO): molybdenum ion binding; molybdenum cofactor sulfurtransferase activity; pyridoxal phosphate binding
Source: RefSeq, a predicted model, not a curated record